This is a messenger RNA of Nerophis lumbriciformis (worm pipefish), 1284 nucleotides long. Its product is annotated as melanocortin receptor 5-like. NCBI's taxonomy places the organism in Eukaryota, Metazoa, Chordata, Actinopteri, Syngnathiformes, Syngnathidae. Gene Ontology annotation, molecular function: melanocortin receptor activity. Gene Ontology annotation, biological process: G protein-coupled receptor signaling pathway. The record is from RefSeq and is a predicted model, not a curated record. Gene Ontology annotation, cellular component: membrane.
ACAGCCUCUGUGUUUCCUGUGGUUGUGUAAAAAAGCGUGUGGUCAGUCGGUGGAUGAGUGAGAUGUGCUCUAGAGAAGACGUCUCUCAGUCUUGUCAAGCAGGAAGGAUUCCAGUCGAUGUUCCAACAAGACCCUGCAAUAGAAUGUGCUGACAUCGUAUGCAGCAGUGAUGUGGACCCGAACACAAACCGGGAUGAACGGGACCACCGGGUCCUCCUACCAGGAGGGGAUGUUCCUGGGCAACGGCACUCUGGCCUACGUCCCCAACUCCAGCCUGCCUUUUCCGCUGCUGCCAAACAAGACCGGCACCAUGAAACCUGCAUGUGAGCAAGUACACCUUGCCGUGGAGCUCUUUCUGAUUCUGGGAAUCAUUUCCCUGUUGGAGAACAUCCUGGUCAUCACAGCCAUUGUGAAGAACAAGAACCUUCAUUCUCCCAUGUACUUCUUUGUGUGCAGUUUGGCAGUAGCGGACAUGUUGGUGAGCGUGUCCAACUCUUGGGAAACGGUGGUCAUUUACCUGCUCAACAAUCGACAGCUGGUGGUGGAGGAACACUUCAUCCGACACAUGGACAACGUCUUCGACUCCAUGAUCUGCAUCUCUGUGGUGGCCUCCAUGUGUAGUCUGGUGGCCAUCGCAGUGGACAGGUACAUCACCAUCUUCUACGCUCUGAGGUACCACAACAUCAUGACGGCGAGGCGAGCCGGCUGCAUCAUCGGCAGCAUCUGGGCCUUCUGCACCGGCUGUGGAAUUGUCUUCAUCAUCUACUCGGACACCACCUCCGUCAUCAUCUGCCUGGUGGCCAUGUUCUUCAGCAUGCUGCUCAUCAUGGCGUCCCUCUACAGCCACAUGUUCAUGCUGGCGCGCUCGCACGUCAAGCGCAUCGCCGCGCUGCAACAGGGCUACAGCAGCGUCCGCCAGAGGACCAGCCUGAAGGGCGCCAUCACACUCACCAUCCUCCUGGGCAUCUUCAUCGUCUGCUGGGCUCCGUUCUUCCUCCACCUCAUCCUGAUGAUCUCCUGUCCCAGGAACUCGUACUGCGUGUGCUUCAUGUCCCACUUCAACCUCUACCUCAUCCUCAUCAUGUGCAACGCCGUCAUCGACCCGCUCAUCUACGCCUUCAGGAGUCAGGAGAUGCGCAAGACUUUCACCGAGAUCUUUUGUUGCUUCAACCCCAGGAACUGUUACACCAACAUCUGCGCUCUGACUGCCAAGUGUUGAACAGCUGAAACUGCUCAGCACUUGUGGAAAAACCAUGGAGGCUAUUUCAUCCCUACAAGCCUGUU